Ictidomys tridecemlineatus (thirteen-lined ground squirrel) is the source of this 3852-nucleotide messenger RNA. RefSeq names its product MAGE family member E1 (gene Magee1). NCBI's taxonomy places the organism in Eukaryota, Metazoa, Chordata, Mammalia, Rodentia, Sciuridae. Gene Ontology annotation, biological process: negative regulation of transcription by RNA polymerase II. Gene Ontology annotation, cellular component: nucleus. The record is from RefSeq and is a predicted model, not a curated record.
GCAGAAGGCGGGGUGUGACAAGCAGAGUAUAUACUGAGACUAGCGUUCGCUGUUGGCCAGUACCUGCCUCCUUUCUCACCACCUCUGAUUUCAGCUCCAGUAAGUUGCUUGGGACUUUGGUUUUGGCAGCAGCCGCAGCAGCAGCAUUGCCACUGUGCCGUCCUCUUUCUGCUAGAUCGCCGGCCUGUCGGUGUCUGCUCCCAUACGCCGGUCGGCAGGACCAUGUCGCUGGUAAGCCAGAAUUCGCGCCGCCGCCGCCGCCGCAGUGCAAAGGCCACUGCGCAGAACAGCAGCUGGGGUGAAAUGCAGGCCCCUGACGCCCCCAGUUUCUCCGCUGCUAUGCCAGGCCCAGACGUCCCCCAGGGUCCCAGCGAUCUGGAGACCCUCCAGGGUCUCUGCGCCUCUGAGGACCCAGGCACCUCCGUGCCGCCCACCCCUGAUGAGGGCCCAACCACCUCUGAGCCGCCCACCGUCUCUGAGGGCUCAAUUGCCUCCGAGCAGCCCACCGUCUCCGAGGGGCCGAACACCUCAGAGCUGCCCACCCCCAUUGAGGGCCCAAGCACCUCUGGGCCUCCUGCGGUCUCUGAGGGACUGAACACAGCCGUAUUGAUCAACGCCUAUGAGGGCCUAAGCCCCCCUGUGUCACCCUCUGCUUCUGAGGGCUCAAGCGUCUCUGAGCAGCCCACUGUCACUGAGGGGCUGAACACCUCCGAGCUACCCCUCUCCGAUGAGGGCCCAAGCACUUCUGUGCUGACCACCACCGCUGAGGGACUGGGCAUCUCCGUGUCGCCCACCCCCGCUGAGGGCCCCAGCACCUCCGUGCUGACCACCGUCUCUGAGGGACUGGGCAUCUCUGUGCCGCCCACCUCCAGUGAGGGACUGAGCAAUCUCAUGCCGCCCACCCUCUCCGAGGGACCGGGCAUCAACGUGCCGCCCCCAUCCGGUGAAGGCCCGAGCACCUCUGUGCCGCCCACCACCUCUGAGGGACCUGACACCUCUGUGCUGCCCCCAUCCGGUGAAGGCCCGAGCACCUCUGUGCUGCCCACCACCUCUGAUGGACUAGGCAUCUCCGUGCCUCCCCCCUCCAGUAAGGGCCAGAGCACCUCUGUGCUGCCCUCCUCUGGUGAGGGCCCGAUCACCUCGGUGCCGCCCACUGACUCUGAGGGACCUGGCGCCUCGGAGCCGCCCACCCGCGGUGAGGUCCCGAGCACCUCUGUGCGGCGCAAUUCAGGGGAGGGCCCGAGCACCUCUGGAAUGGCCACUGCGGCCGAGAACCCGAGCACCUCUGGGAUGCUCAUCGUUGCCGAGGGCCCGAGUACCUCUGGAAUGGCCACUGCCACCGAGGGGCAGAGCACAUCUGAGAUGCUGACAGUUGGGGAGGGCCCAAGCACCUUUGAGAUGGCCGCCGCCGCCGCCGCCGCCGAGGGCCCGAGCACCUCUGGGAUGGCCACAGCCGCCGAGACCCCGAGCACCUCUGGGAUGCUCACCAUUGCUGAGGGCCCGAGUAUCUCUGAGAUGGCUGCUGCCGCAGAGUGCCCAAGCACCUCUGGGAUGGCUGCUGCCGCAGAGUGCCCAAGCACCUCUGGGAUGGCCGCCGCCGCUGCUGGCCCGAGCACCUCUGGGAUGGCCGCCGCCGCUGACGGCCCGAGCACCUCUGGUAUGCUCGCUGCUUCUGCGAACCCUGCUCCAGUAUUGAGCUUGGGUGCUUCUGUGGGCCCGACCUCCUCCAAGUGCCCUAUUGCUUUGCCAAGCUCCUGCGUCGCCAGGUCCUCCUCGGACUCUAAGCGCCCCAAGGGUGCGGAAGGCCCCAUGGAAUUCCAGGUCCUCAGAGACCGCGAGAACUCCAACUCCAUUACAAUUAUGGGCCUUGGCACUACCCAGGUAGCGCUAACCCUGAAGCCCCAGGAUCCUAUGGAGCAGAAUGUAGCUGAGUUGUUACAGUUUCUGCUGGUGAAGGAUCAGAGCAAGUACCCUAUCCGGGAAUCCGAAAUGCGGCAAUAUAUUGUCAAAGAAUAUCGCAGCCAGUUCCCUGAGAUCCUCAGGCGAGCAGCAGCCCACCUGGAGUGCAUUUUUAGAUUUGAAUUGAGGGAGCUUGAUCCUGAAGAGCGCACAUAUAUCCUGCUCAACAAGCUGGGGCCUGUGCCCUUUGAAGGACUGGAAGAGAACCCAAAUGGGCCAAAGAUGGGCCUCCUGAUGAUGAUCCUAGGACAAAUCCUCCUGAAUGGCAACCAAGCCAAGGAAGCUGAGAUUUGGGAAAUGCUCUGGAGGAUGGGGGUGCAGCGAGAGAGGAGGCUUUCCAUUUUUGGGAACCCAAAGAGACUUCUGUCUGUAGAGUUUGUAUGGCAGCGGUACUUGGACUACAGGCCAAUAACUGACCGUACCCCAGUGGAAUACGAAUUUUUCUGGGGACCAAGAUCCCACAUAGAAACCAGCAAGAUGAAGAUUCUGAAGUUCAUGGCUAAGAUCUAUAACAAAGAUCCUUCCGACUGGCCAGAGCCAUACAAUGAGGCUCUGGAAGAAGAGGCUGCUAGAGCCUAUGCUGAGGGUUGGCAAGCUCUCCCUCCCUUUAGGAGGCCCUUUUUUGAAGAAGCUGCAGAGGUAGCAUCUCCUGAUUUUGAUGUUUCUGCCUAUCCCUCAAAAUAUCCUCCACAUUCAUGGCCUGAGUCAAGAAUGGAGAGCAAGUCAAGGAAGUUGGUGCAGUUAUUUCUGCUGAUGGAUUCGACUAAGCUGCCUAUACCAAAGAAAGGAAUUCUGUACUACAUUGGCCGAGAGUGCAGCAAAGUAUUCCCUGACCUCCUGAAUCGUGCUGCUCGCACCCUGAACCACGUGUAUGGGACAGAGCUAGUGGUUCUCGAUCCAAGAAACCACUCCUAUACCCUGUACAACCGAAGAGAAAUGGAAGAUACUGAAGAGAUUGUAGAUAGUCCAAAUAGGCCUGGCAACAACUUCUUGAUGCAGGUUCUGAGCUUCAUCUUUAUAAUGGGCAACCAUGCUAGGGAGUCUGCAGUGUGGGCCUUUCUGCGGGGCUUAGGGGUUCAAGCUGGGAGAAAGCAUGUGAUUACCUGUAGGUAUUUGAGUCAGCGCUACAUAGACAGUUUACGGGUUCCCGACAGUGAUCCAGUACAAUAUGAGUUUGUAUGGGGCCCUAGAGCCCGCUUGGAAACCUCCAAGAUGAAAGCGCUGCGCUAUGUGGCCAGAAUCCACAGAAAGGAGCCACAGGACUGGCCAGAGCAGUACAGGGAGGCAAUGGAAGAUGAGGCCAAUAGAGCUGAUGCUGGUCACAGGCAAUUCCUUGUUCACAACUUCAGAUAGAGGAGUAUGUGGCAGUCAGAGAGGCCUUGCAAGGCCGGGCCCUAGAGCCCUAUGCCUCAUGUAUUGGGUGUGGGGGGGUAUGUAUUGUAUUUGUAUUUGUGUUCCAGUUCCAUUUAUGUCUUUUCAUAUUUAGUUCUUGUUUGGUAUCUUGAAAUGUUUCAAUUGUUUUAAUAUAUUGUCCAGUAGGGUAAAUGUGAUUGACUACUUGCUGUCUCUGUUGUAUUUUGGUAUAAGAGUUUUGAUAGUGUUAUAAAAUGUUUUGGGAAUCUUUCCAUCUUGUUGCAUUAUCUGGAAGAGAAUAUAUAGCAUAUAGCUAUAGAUAUAGGCUUUUCCUUGAAAGCUUGAAAAAAAUUCACCAGUAAAGUGAUCCAGCUUCUGAUGUUAAACAAACAAGCAAAUAUAUCAACAACUGAAAAAGCACUCUAAGUUAUGGCUGGCCUCCCUUUCUGUCUGCUAUUGUGUAAAGAAUACCAAUGUUUACCUGUAUUUGCUUUGCUGUACUAAAAUGUAAUGAAAAAUAAAAGUGUAAUAAAUAAAACA